Messenger RNA from Myodes glareolus (Bank vole), 5164 nucleotides. The record is from RefSeq and is a predicted model, not a curated record. NCBI's taxonomy places the organism in Eukaryota, Metazoa, Chordata, Mammalia, Rodentia, Cricetidae.
GGGGAGCGCAGGGCGCGGCGGAGUCGGGUUUCAGUGCGCGGGUGAGUCAGGCGCGGGCGGCAGCCGGGAUCCUGCCGUCGCCACCGAGCGCCGCCUUUGUUCCGCGCGCGAAGCGGAGCUGGGGCCCGGCGACUGAACCAUGGCACCCAGGAGGACCGCGCAGGACCGGCGCCCGCAGUGGCUGCUCUCCAUCAUCUCCGCGCUGCUCUCCGCAGUCCUGCAGACGCGCGCCGCGACAGGGUCGGCCUCCCAGGACCAUCUGGACCUCACGGAGCUGAUUGGUGUUCCAUUACCCUCGUCUGUGUCCUUUGUCACCGGUUAUGGUGGUUUCCCGGCUUACAGCUUUGGGCCUGGUGCCAAUGUUGGCCGCCCAGCAAUGACCCUUAUGCCACCUACCUUCUUCAAGGAUUUUGCCAUCGGUGUGGCAGUGAAGCCCAGCAGCGCCCAAGGAGGCGUGCUCUUCGCGAUUACCGAUGCUUCCCAGACGGUCAUCUACCUGGGCCUGCGGCUGUCCAGUGUGGAGGACGGCCACCAGCAGAUUAUCCUGUACUACACGGAACCGGGCUCCCAUGUGUCCCAGGAAGCCGCUGCCUUUUCAGUGCCCGUGAUGACCAACAGAUGGAACCGCUUUGCUGUGACCGUCCAGGGUGAGGAAGUUGCCCUUCUCCUGGACUGUGAGGAACACAGCCACGUACUUUUCCAGCGAGCUUCCCGGCCUCUGACCUUCGAGCCCCGUGCCGGGAUCUUUGUGGGCAGUGCAGGAGCCAUGGGACUGGAGACAUUUAUGGGCUCCAUACAGCAGCUUACCAUCUAUACGGACCCCAGAACCCCUGAGGAGCUGUGUGAAGCCCAAGAGUCCUCGGCAUCUGGAGAAGCCAGUGGACUUCAGGAGAUGGACGAAGUCGCUGAGAUCAUGGAAGCCGUCACCUACACUCAGGCCCCGCCUAAAGAAGCACAUGUCAAUCCCAUAAGCAUGCCUCCUACUUCAUCCUCUCCUAUUGAGGACUCGGAGCUUUCUGGAGAACCUGUGCCAGAAGGAACCCCAGAAACCAACUUGAGCAUCAUUGGGCAUAGCAGCCCCGAGCAAGGGUCUGGUGAGAUUCUGAAUGACACCCUGGGGGUCCAUGCUGUGGAUGGGGACCCCAGUACUGAUGGUGGUUCAGGGGAUGGGGCCCUGCUGAAUGUCACUGAUGUUCAGGUGUUAUCAGCAACAGCAACUGGGGAGGCCAAGGUGCCUGUCACCACUACCCUGGAAGCAGAGAUUAGCAAUGUGCCUACUGGGAGCCCCAACCUGGCCAUGACCACCCAGAACUCCAGGGAAGUGGCUACUUCGAAUCCAGAGAAUGAGGAAAAUCUAGCAACAGCAGCAUCAGGGGAUGGUGAAGUGCCCACCAGCACUGCUGGGGAUGCAGAGGCUGGUACCGUGCCUCCUGCAGGGCCAACCCUGUCCAUGCUUACCCAGAAACCAAGAGAAGAGGCCACUCUGGGUCCAAAUGGUGAAGAAUUGUUAACCCCAGCUGUGUCCAAGGUGCCACUCGGUGCUUUUGAGGAAGAGGAAGCCAGUGGGACUGCCAUCGACAGCCUAGAAGCCUUCACAUCCACAGUGGCCCUUGAGCAAGCCAAUGGGACCCCUACAGACGUCCAGAAUGCUCCCACACCCACAGUGGCCCUUGAGCAAGCCAGCGAGAUCCCUACAGACAUCCAGAAUGCUCCCACAUCCACAGUGGUCCUUGAGCAAGCCAGCAGGAGUCCUACAGAUCCCCAGGCUACUCUCACACCCACUGUGGUCCCUGAGCAAGUGUUUACUCCUGCACCUGCUGAUGGAGAAGACUUGGUGGCAUCCACAGAGGAUGCUGAAGAGGAGGGGUCUGGCAGCAUACUCCCCAGUGGGCCUCCGCUCCCCACACCCACAUUGACUCCUGAAAGGCAGAUCACUCCCGUAGGAGUGGAGACCGAAGGCUCUGGCCCUGUUUUGGACUCAGAUGUGGGCUCAGGCUCUGGAGACUUUGUGGGCAACGAGGAUCUGUUGAGAGGUCCUCCGGGUCCCCCAGGCCCACCUGGAUCACCUGGGAUUCCAGGAAAACCAGGAACGGAUGUUUUCAUGGGACCCCCUGGCUCUCCUGGAGAGGAUGGAGCUACUGGUGAGCCAGGACCUCCGGGCCCCGAGGGACAGCCUGGACUUGAUGGAGCCUCUGGCAAGCCUGGGAUGAAAGGAGAGAAGGGAGCAAGAGGACGUAAUGGCUCCGUUGGCGAGAAGGGAGACCCUGGCAACCGAGGCUUACCAGGACCCCCAGGAAAAAAUGGACAAGUUGGCACUCCUGGGGUCAUGGGACCACCGGGGCCUCCUGGACCCCCUGGCCCUCCAGGCCCUGGAUGUACAACAGAGCUUGGAUUUGAGGACUUCGAAGGCUCGGGAGACAUCCAGCCGCUGAGCAAACCCAGACUCACGGGACCCUCUUCUCCAAGUGGUCCCAAAGGAGAAAAAGGAGAACAAGGACCCAAGGGCGAACAGGGAAGGGACGGAACCAGCACUGUGGGCCCCCCUGGGCCCAGAGGGCCCCCUGGGCGUGUCGAAGUCUUGUCCAGUUCUUUGCUCAACAUCACUAAUGGAUUCAUGAAUUUCUCGGACAUUCCUGAGCUUAUGGGACCUCCGGGGCCGGAUGGUGUGCCUGGGCUACCCGGAUUUCCAGGCCCCAGAGGACCAAAAGGUGACACUGGUGUGCCUGGAUUCCCAGGUCUAAAAGGAGAACAGGGUGAGAAGGGAGAGCCGGGCGCUAUCCUGACAGGGGACGUCCCUCUGGAAAUGGUGAAGGGGAGAAAGGGUGAACCUGGAAUGCAUGGAGCCCCUGGACCCAUGGGACCCAAAGGACCACCAGGACACAAAGGAGAAUUUGGCCUCCCGGGACGACCUGGUCGCCCAGGAUUGAACGGUCUCAAGGGUGCCAAAGGAGAUCGGGGGAUCAUGAUGCCGGGUCCACCUGGCCUACCUGGACCUCCAGGACCCCCCGGACCCCCUGGAGCUAUGGUUAACAUCAAAGGUGCUGUUUUCCCAAUACCUGCCCGGCCACACUGCAAAACUCCGGUUGGUACUGCUCACCCCGGGGACCCAGAGCUUGUCACUUUCCAUGGUGUUAAAGGAGAGAAAGGGUCCUGGGGUCUUCCUGGUUCGAAAGGAGAAAAGGGGGACCAAGGAGCCCAAGGACCACCAGGCCCUCCGGUUGAUCCAGCUUAUCUGAGACAUUUUCUCCACAGCCUGAAGGGGGGGAAUGGAGAUGCAGCCUUCAGAGGAGAGUCCAGCAACAACCUCUUUGUGUCUGGGCCUCCAGGCCUACCAGGACAUCCAGGCCUGAUUGGACAGAAAGGAGAGGCUGUUGUGGGUCCCCAGGGCCCCCCAGGAAUUCCAGGCCUGCCUGGGCCACCUGGCUUUGGGAGACCGGGUGUCCCUGGACCACCGGGACCCCCUGGGCCACCAGGACCUCCUGCCAUCCUGGGUGCAGCUGUGGCCCUUCCAGGCCCACCUGGCCCUCCAGGACAGCCAGGACUCCCGGGAUCCAGAAACUUGGUCACGGCACUCAACGACAUGGGUGACAUGCUGCAGAAAGCACACUUGGUGAUAGAGGGGACGUUCAUCUACCUGAGGGACAGUGCAGAGUUUUUCAUUCGUGUCCGAGAUGGUUGGAAAAGGUUACAGUUGGGAGAACUAAUCCCCAUCCCUGAUGACAGCCCCCCACCACCAGCACUUUCCAGCAAUCCGUACCAGCCACAGCCUCCACUGAACCCCAUUUUAAGUGCCAACUACCAGCGGCCCGUUCUGCACCUGAUUGCUCUGAACACCCCGGUGGCCGGGGACAUCCGAGCUGACUUCCAGUGCUUCCAGCAGGCCAGGGCUGCGGGACUGCUGUCCACCUUCCGAGCUUUCCUGUCGUCCCACCUGCAGGAUCUCUCCACAGUUGUGAGGAAAGCCGAGAGAUUCAGCCUCCCCAUUGUGAACCUCAAGGGCCAGGUGCUUUUUAACAAUUGGGACUCGAUCUUCUCGGGUGAUGGAGGCCAGUUCAAUACGCACAUUCCGAUAUACUCCUUUGACGGUCGAGAUGUGAUGACGGAUCCUUCCUGGCCCCAGAAAGUCAUCUGGCAUGGAUCCAACCCCCAUGGUGUCCGUCUUGUGGAUAAGUACUGUGAAGCCUGGCGAACCACAGACAUGGCAGUAACAGGAUUUGCCUCCCCACUGAGCACAGGGAAGAUUCUGGACCAGAAAGCCUAUAGCUGUGCUAAUCGGCUAAUCGUCCUGUGUAUUGAAAACAGUUUCAUGACCGACGCUAGGAAGUAAUAGCCUUCCCAUGAUUCUUAAAGAGUUUUCUAAUUUUUCUUAUGUGAAGAGUCGACACUGAAGUGUAAAAUGCUGUAAAUAUUACAGGUUUUUUAUAUAUAUAUACUACACAUUUGUCAAAAGAGAAACCAAAGAAAACAUACCUCAGUAUACUCAAAAGGAAAGACGCGAGGGACUCAGAUCCAAGUCAAAUCCAGUCCACAUAUUGGUGCUAGAUCCCGCAGGAAACCCCGGCAGUGUGAACACAUCCUGACCCAGAGUAGGGCAAUCAGCAAACAGGCCAGAGGGAUUGCCCCGUGCGUUCUUCAGAGAAUAGUUCCUCCCUCCCAACCAUGACUAUUGACUGUAAGAUAUCCUUCAUGUUUGUUUACAAGGUCAGCUUUUAGACACACAGCCCCUUCCUAAGUUAUGUGUGAACCAAGUGCUUAGUGAUUCCAUCCACACCCGUCCGUCCAGAGAAAGGGAACUGCUCCAAAGAUCCCAUUCAUAUUUCCUUCUAUCAGGCUUUAAUAUGGCUCCCCCUUAAAACACCACUGCCACCAUGCUGCCGAGUUUUGCAUGUUUACCCAAUCAUAGCUGAGCGUGGCAUCUGUUUAUGUAAUUCUGGCUUGCUGGGAAAGUUGAGACUCUUAAGAAAGAAACAGCGCAUAAUCAUUAUCUUUCCCUUGCUAGGCCUCCUUCCCAUCCCCCACCCCAAAUUUCCACUUGGCAAGUGUUGAAUUACGACUGCAGCUGAAACAGAUUUCGUUGACACGAGUUUUCAGAGAAAUCUGUAUCGUUGCGCUAUAGGCUUCGCUACCUUUUUCCAUGUAAGAACAUAAAGACAUCUUUUCCAGG